This is a messenger RNA of Dufourea novaeangliae, 1154 nucleotides long. It is a transcript of the gene Stoml2, whose product is annotated as stomatin-like protein 2, mitochondrial. The record is from RefSeq and is a predicted model, not a curated record. Gene Ontology annotation, cellular component: membrane. Lineage: Eukaryota; Metazoa; Arthropoda; Insecta; Hymenoptera; Halictidae. The coding region runs from base 108 to 1154 and encodes 348 amino acids. The transcript is spliced from 8 exons.
UUCAGAGUUAUUCUUCACGGCGAGAACGUGGUUGUAUUUAUCUGCAGUUCAAACAGGUCGAAUUAACCUGUUCCAGCCGUCAAAAGGAGUUCGUCCCUGUCAGUGGAAUGUUGUUGCAACAAUAUAGAGGCGGAAUGAAUUGUAGAUUCAAGUUGCUCGCUCGUAAUUUUGGAAUUGUUAAGGCAGCCCAUGGCAUCGAACAUGCUGCCCCUAACGUGUCGAUUACAACUGCUAGACACAAGUCUUUUACACCUCUAAAUACUGUCAUAAUGUUUGUGCCCCAGCAAGAGGCAUGGAUUGUUGAAAGAAUGGGAAAAUUUCACAAGAUACUAGAGCCAGGUAUCAAUAUACUCUUGCCGAUAGUUGAUAGGAUCAAAUAUGUUCAGUGUCUGAAAGAAAUAGCUAUAGAAAUACCACAACAAGGUGCAGUGACUACAGAUAAUGUUACAAUAAAUAUUGAUGGAGUAUUAUAUUUAAGAGUAAAUGAUCCAUACCGGGCAUCUGUCUGUAUUGUUGAGAGUAUCAAUAAAGCAAGUGAAGCUUGGGGUAUUACUUGUCUUCGUUACGAAAUACGUGACAUAAGAUUGCCGCAAAGAGUACAAGAAGCGAUGCAGAUGCAAGUAGAAGCGGAACGAAAAAAACGAGCUGCAAUUUUGGAGUCGGAAGGUGUUAGGGAAGCGGAUAUAAAUAUUGCGGAAGGAAAACGUUUGGCGCAGAUUUUAGCGUCAGAGGCUGCAAAGCAAGAAGAAAUAAACAAAGCAUCUGGUGCAGCAACAGCUUUGGUGGCUGUGGCUGAAGCACGUGCUAAAAGUUUGAAAGCUGUGGCAAGUGCUCUUAAUUUAACAGAUGCCAAGAAUGCAGCUGCACUUAGUAUAGCUGAGCAGUAUGUCAAAGCAUUCAAUAAACUGGCAAAAAAUAGUAAUACUUUAAUAUUACCCAGUAAUGUAGCUGAUGUUUCUUCCUUGGUGACGCAAGCACUCACAAUCUAUAAACAAGUUAUGUCUCAGUCUAACAUCGAUGAGAGUCAGAUAAAAGCGAGUGCUAAUUCUGCACAUAAUACAGAUAAUUCAGACGAAGCUUUUGAAUAUUUCAGUGAUAAGGAGGAGGCACAAAAGCACAUAGAGAGUGGAAAACACAAUCCGCACAUGUUGUAA